CUUCCCUUGCAGAAGACUGGACAUCCAGUGUAGAGCAACAAGUGCAGGCUAAAGAGUUACUCUGUGCCACAACAGUGAAUCUGUAUCUUGAAGACCAGAACAGGCAGGUUUAUUCCAUUCUUCAGUGCCGGUGAGAGAAAACAAAACGACAUCCAGAAUAAAACUUUUCUCUCACAGAAAAAAAAGAAGAUAAAACUACUUUGUAAAUGGAGGCCUUUGUUAUCUUGCUCCCUGAUGUCUGCUUUACAACAAAGAAAAAGUCAACACAGUCUUUACUUCAACUGGCAUCACACAUUUUGAAGUGAAACCAAGCACUUGGUCUUUCUGACUGCACUGUGGAUGGAGAUCAUGAGGAACUCUCUGUCUCCACACCUGCUCCUUGUUCCCCUUGUGUUUUCUCCGCUUUCACUCCUCCUCAGCUUUGCAUCUGCCAGUUCAGGGUCUGACUAUGACUAUGGAGCCCACCCACGCUUUGUUUGCACCCCUAUUCCUGUGGAUGCAGACCCUUCCUGCUUCCCUACAGCGGGUCCAGGUGUAGGGGCAGCAGGGACCAGUGGACCAGGCCAUCAAAGUGCACCUCCUGCUGGCUGGUGGGGGGCGAGCGAGGAGGCCAAAGCCACCAUCCUCCACCUCAGGGAGAGCCUUGUCCAGCAGAAAGAGACCAUACUGGACCAGAGGGAGACCAUUAGAGAGCUGACGGCCAAGCUCACCCUGUGCGAGGGAUUCGGCCGGGGCGUGACGCCUCACGACGAGCGCCACAGCACAGGCUCGUACUCCCAUCACGCGGGAGUGGCCAGUCAUCAAACAUACACUGACAUCGGGCACCAUACCAACCAGCAGGGUCACCAUGGAAACAGCAACCUCAUACCAGACUCACCACACCACACCUCUGUAGGGGGGCAACGAACGGAUGGAGGUCACAGCAGCAACAACCAGGUGAAGGACAAACAUGUGACACCAGGGGACAUCACAUCAUCACCAGAGCAGAUGGAGCGGAUGCUGCAGGCGCUGAAGGAGAGGCUGGACAAUUUGCAGAAGAGGAACGCAUCCAUCACCUACUCCAGCUCUCUGAAGGAGCUGCUGCAGAGGAAGAUCAGCGCUCUGGAGCAGCAGCUGCACCAUCACACCGCCGCCCUCAACAGCCCUGAGCAUCACGAUGACACCAGCAGACACAGAGACGACGGAGACCAUCACCACGACAAUCGCCACGUUGACGGACGCCCAAAUGACCACACGGACGACCGCAACGAUGGACAUAACGAUGGUCACAACGACAGCGGGAACCACACUGAUCACCCCGAUGACAGCCACAAUAAUGAGCAUCAAGAUGCAGACGGUGACCAUGGCGACCACGAUGAUGGCCACCACAAGGAUGAUGAUGAUGAUGAUGAUGAUGAUGAUGAUGAUGAAAACCAUCACAGUAAUGAAGCAGAUAGUCACAGUUACGUUCCACAUACAGGAUACAGAGCCCCAGGGCCCCGCGCUGGUUUCCACUCAAAUAAACUGGAAACGAUGCUCAACCAGCUGCACCUCACAGGUUCCAGCAGGAAGAAACCCAAGAGUCCAGAUGCCUUUCAGAUCAGCUUCCCCAUGAGAACCAACUACAUGUUCGGGCGGGUGAAGAGGACUCUGCUGCAGGAGAUCUUCGCUCUGACUUUGUGUCUUUGGAUGAAGGCGGGCGCGGGGCCCAGCCUGGGGACGCCCUUCUCUUACUCCGCCCCUGGACAGGCCAAUGAACUGGUGCUUAUUGAGUGGGGGAACAACCCCAUAGAGCUGCUGGUGGACGACAAGGCGGCGACGUUGCCCCUGUCUGUGAGUGAUGGGAAGUGGCACCAUGUGUGUGUGACCUGGUCAACACGGGAGGGAAAGUGGGAGGCCUACCAGGAUGGAGUGCAGAGAGGGUCCGGGAUUAAUCUCUCCCCCUGGCACCCCAUCAAACCUGGAGGGGUCUUCAUCCUGGGACAGGAGCAGGACACUCUUGGAGGCCGUUUUGAUGCCACUCAGUCAUUUGUGGGUGAGAUGUCAGACCUCCACAUGUGGUCACACGUCCUGAGCGCCAGUGACAUUUACAGCCUGGCCUCAUGCGGCAGCCACCUCAGAGGAGAUGUCAUCGCAUGGUCCGAUACAGAAGUGGAGCUUCAUGGAGGCGUUGCCAGAUACCCCUUUGAACCCUGUAACUGAAAUAGGGGGACUGAAG
Molecule: messenger RNA, 2197 nt
Organism: Xiphias gladius (swordfish)
Lineage: Eukaryota; Metazoa; Chordata; Actinopteri; Istiophoriformes; Xiphiidae
Product: neuronal pentraxin-1
Exons: 6
Coding region: 340-2181 (613 amino acids)
Source: RefSeq, a predicted model, not a curated record